CUAGAAGAAGGAGGAGGAGGAAAUGGGAGUAGCGCACCUCACAACAGUAGCUCCUCAAUCUUUCUGUGGAGCUUUAACAAUAUAUCUUUAAAGGGAAAACGGCAGUGUUUCUAAGGCACUCGUGUUAUUAGAUGGAUAAAUCGAUAAUUUCAGGUCCAUAAACGUUAUUCCCUAACAAAGCACGAUUGAACAAAUCUAUCCGCUGGUAGCAUCGUCGCCCGAUGAUUUAGCUGCUAAAGGUAACGGAGUCGGACCAAAACAAUGGAGUGCGAGAUAAAGGCCAUUUUCCACCAUGUUGAUGGAAAUCACAAACAGACUUGCAGCAACCUGGAGAGGGCCAGCCAACUCAUCACAGAAGCCUUGCAGUAUGAGUUCCGGCAGAACACAACCCUGCACAUGUUAAUCCACCGUCUGGAAGAGAGGGCAGCUGAGAAUGGAAGGAGCCUAUCAGAGCAGGUGGAGUCAAACCGGCAGCUGAAGCUCCAGGUGGAUGAACUACAGAAACAACUGGAGGAUAAAGACAACUCACUAACACAAGCCAAACAGAGUAUUACUAUGCUGAAGAAUGAACUGAGAGACAUACGGCAGCAACUCCACAGCCAGGAGAAUAGUCAAAGGACGAUUCAGGAAGUGACUGAGUGGCUGCAGGAUGGAGAGAGCCAGCCCAAUGCUGUGAAAGAGGAGGGCAGUGUGCUGCCGAAUACAAUCGUUGGAAUUAAAGAAGAAGUUGCUGAUGAUGGAUAUCCGUGCAAUCAGUCAGAUGACACUGACGACUCCACAGAGCACACCGACCUCUCAUCUGCAGAUAUUAAAGCUGAAAUAGUGAAGAAUUGA
Messenger RNA from Engraulis encrasicolus (European anchovy), 834 nucleotides. RefSeq names its product myosin-3-like. The record is from RefSeq and is a predicted model, not a curated record. NCBI's taxonomy places the organism in Eukaryota, Metazoa, Chordata, Actinopteri, Clupeiformes, Engraulidae. Gene Ontology annotation, biological process: mitotic spindle assembly checkpoint signaling. The coding region runs from base 262 to 834 and encodes 190 amino acids. The transcript has 8 exons.